Molecule: messenger RNA, 2703 nt
Organism: Stegastes partitus (bicolor damselfish)
Lineage: Eukaryota; Metazoa; Chordata; Actinopteri; Pomacentridae
Gene: usp30
Product: ubiquitin specific peptidase 30
Exons: 13
Coding region: 9-1520 (503 amino acids)
Biological process (GO): protein deubiquitination
Cellular component (GO): nucleus; cytosol
Molecular function (GO): cysteine-type deubiquitinase activity
Source: RefSeq, a predicted model, not a curated record
ACAACAGGAUGUUGUGGUGCCGACCAGAGAGCUCUGAUAAGCUCGUUGGGGAGUUUCUUGGCACCGGACCCGUAAUCAGAAACAAGAUGAUAAAAAACUGGGGUGUCAUUGGUGGGAUAGCUGCUGCCAUUGCAGCCGGAGUUUACGUUUUGUGGGGCCCCAUUACAGAGAGGAAGAAGAGAAAGAGAGGCAUGGUUCCAGGUCUGUUAAACCUGGGCAACACCUGCUUCCUGAACUCUUUGCUUCAGGGCUUGGCGGCAUGUCCGUCCUUCAUCAGGUGGCUGGAGAAGUUUUCAGGUUUACCAACAAUCCAGUCAUGCAAAGACAACCGGCUGUCUACUACACUGCUGCAGCUUCUCAAAGCUCUGUCCAGUGAUGAGCCCGGGGAGGAAGAUGUGCUUGAUGCCGGAUGCCUCCUGGAUGUGCUCAGACUGUACCGGUGGCACAUUAGCUCAUUUGAAGAACAGGAUGCACAUGAACUUUUCCAUGUUCUUACAUCUUCCCUGGAGGAGGAGCGGGAUCGUCAGCCCAAAGUCACUCAUUUGUUUGACAUGCAGUCGCUCGAGAGUCUCCCUGAUCAAGAUGACAAAACUAUGACCUGCAGAAGUCGAGCUCCUCUUCAUCCGAUUCCGAGUCCGUGGAAGUUUCAGCAUCCUUUCCACGGUCGCUUAACAAGCAACAUGUCCUGCAAGCGCUGCGAACUACAAAGUCCAGUGCGAUAUGACUCCUUCGAGAGCCUGUCCCUGUCCAUUCCCUUACCUCAGUGGGGCCGGCCCAUCUCUCUAGAUCAGUGUCUUCAGCAUUUUAUCUCCUCAGAAACCAUCAAAGAAGUGGAGUGUGAAAACUGCACCAAGCUUCAACAAGGGACCACAAUUAAUGGGCAAGUCCUGGAAAGCCAGAGGACAACAUUUGUUAAACAGCUAAAACUGGGAAAGCUCCCUCAGUGCCUCUGCAUCCAUCUACAAAGACUGACGUGGUCCAGCGAAGGAACCCCCAUCAAACGGCAGGAGCACGUGCAGUUCACAGAGUAUCUGUCAAUGGACCGCUACAAACACAACAGCUCCACUCUGAGGACUCAGCGGAUCAAAUGCGCUCCAAAAGCCAUAAAGGCAGAAAAUUCCGAUGAUUCCACGGAGAAGCCCACCGCUAAUGGCACAGAUGCAGAGCAUCACAACAACAACAAACCUUUUUCUAAUGGAACCUGUUCGUCUGUAUUCCUUCAGUCUCCGGGUGCGAACCCACAGCUCAGCCUCACAUGUGACUACAGCUCUACAGAGUACCUUUUCCAGCUCACGGCUGUGCUGGUUCACCACGGUGACAUGCACUCAGGACAUUUCGUCACGUACCGCCGCAGCCCUCCCUCUCCUCGCAGCUCUUCUCCCUUCAGCUCCCAGUGGCUGUGGGUGUCGGACGACUCGGUACGCAAAGCCAGCCUGCACGAGGUGCUGUCUUCCAACGCCUACAUGCUCUUCUACGAGAGAGUUCGAAGGCUCAGCCUCGCCCUGCGCUCAGAGGAAUAACCAGAAGCUCACAGCUGGACUGACUUCUACCUUUCCAAUCAAACGGCUACACUUGAUGUGCCAGUUACCAACAGGCGGCUGUGUGACGCUGAGAGCAGAGAGGAAAGCCAUCAAGACUUAUUAAAACUUUCAUGGGUCACAGCAACAUGGUGAAGGUCACAGUGUGAUGUGUUCUGGACUCUCUGCCUGCUGCUCUGAUCAGAGCAGGAGGCUCUUAAUCCCAAAGAUAAUGGACCUGCAGGAUUUUAGUCAAAUAUCAUUGAUCAUGUAAGCUACUUUUCUUUGACACGUUACAAAAUCUGUCGUAACGUUUUGGCUUCUACAGGACAAAGAAACAGGAACACCUGACAAUGUAGUGCACGCUGAAGUAAUAGCUCUGCAAUACAUCAUUGAUGAUGCUUAUGUUACUUUUGUCGAGGCAGUCAGAAGUGUCGACUCAUUCUGUGGCAUUUUUAUGAUGCUGUAGUUUCAAGUAUUACAUUUGUAUGCAAUAUGCUUUAAGGUGUUCUUGUUAUUUUGUCCGUGGCCUGUACUUUACAGACACCGACAGAAGUAGUGGAUUAGGAUUUAUCAGAGAUGUGAUUUAGGAGUUGUUACAUAUGAGAAGUCAUAUAGGUAGAAUUUCCCUUAACUCUGGCUCUCUGUUGUCUAAUCUAACUUGCCUAAUCAUUCCCAGCAGUGUACCUGAUCUGUAUUGGAAAUAACGUUUCGAUCGACCCGGUUCAGCUGUUGAAUUUGAUAUUUAGCUGUUUCCAAAUAUCCUCACACUGUCGUGAUUUGCAGAGCAGAACAGUUGAGGAUCAAGUGCCAUGUUGUUGAGAUUUUUAACUCCUGAAACCACGAGUGCUACCAAUAAUGUGAGCGUCCAAAGAGGACUCUUCCCGAAAAUAUGACGCAUCAUAGCCAUUUGGCCUGGUGUGGGUGUUUCACAGAUUAAUACUGAUCUGUCCUCAGUUAAAGUAUAACUGCAAGUUUCUGGGCAAGUUAUACUGAUUGUUUUUUAAUUCUGUGUAACUGAGAACUGCCGUUUCCUACUGAACCAACUAAGUCAAAAUGAGUUGUGGUGCAAAAAACCCCUUAAUGUUUGCAGUUUGCACUGAUGUAUAUUCAUGUGAGAUUGUGUAUUUGUGUGCAGUCUGUCAAGGUGAUUGUUUUCAGGUAUUAAAGAACAUGCAAAUGUGAA